Messenger RNA from Colletotrichum truncatum, 2166 nucleotides. RefSeq lists its product as uncharacterized. The record is from RefSeq and is a predicted model, not a curated record. Lineage: Eukaryota; Fungi; Ascomycota; Sordariomycetes; Glomerellales; Glomerellaceae. Gene Ontology annotation, molecular function: chromatin DNA binding. Gene Ontology annotation, cellular component: nucleus; RSC-type complex.
AUGACGGUUCACUCGCGGCGUCAGCGCAGUACCCCCUUUCUUCAGAGGAAUAUCUUGCAAGGCAUGGGAAACACUCAGUCCUCGGCUCAAAAGGCCGCCGUGGGUGGAGAGCUUGCCAACGACACCGACGACAAGCGUGCCACGAAGCGUCGUCGCCUCGAUACCAAAAAGACCCCUCCUCAUGCCUUAGUUGACCAACUCUUCCACGCCCGCGAAGUGAGCGAUGUGCAGCACAACCUAUGCGUCCAGGUGAAUAGAAUAGUUCACAAGGACUCUAGGCGCGUCGCUCCUGCCUCUUGCGACGAUGUCGUGAAUCUGCGAGCCCGAUGCAAGGUCAUUCUCUGGCACACAUCUGACUCUACCAACCCCUUGUGGUGCAACAGUCAAGUUUGCGACAUCAAAUCCUUCAAGGAUCCUGGCGGUCCACUGCGCAUGGCACGCGUAUAUCUGCCUCGGCCUUUUUACAUUCCCAAGGAUUGCAUGCGCGUCAAUCACCCGGAAGAUAACUCCUUCGAUUUGGGCAAUGACUACCGCCUCUGUGUUGAGUUGGAAGCGGCCGGCCCGACUUAUUGGCCUCCGAUUAUUUUGAAUCCCUCUGUCGAGGAGAUGGGUCGCGCUCAGAAGGCCGAGGCCCUCCGCUGGGUUUUUCAUGCGAACAUGUUCAACCUGUUCUCCAAAAAGCCGGCCAGCUUGAAUCUGAAGGUGAAAAAGGGCCCCUCGGCACUAUCAUCAACGGAUCAUGUUAUCGAGGUGGACGCCCAGUGGACAACAGCUUUUGAGGCUACUGCCAUCCGACCUCUGGAGGAGGGGGUCAAGCCGUCCAUUACUGUCCAUCCAGACGUCGCGGGCGAUGACUUCCUUGCAAAUGCGCCGCAGUUUGACAGUCCGCCGGGAACUCCGGCUAAGGAUUUGAGAAGCAAUGUUGGGACUCCAGUCAAGGCCAUGAGGAAUGGCCUCGUCAAUGGAGAUGGCCAUGAUGAUGAUGAAUUGGAAGAGGAACUCACGCCAAACCGGUCUCUUAGGGUACGCGGCACCAAGAAUUACAACCUAAAAGUUUUGAGCGACAAAGCUCAAGGCAAAGAAAGGAAGCGAAGGAAGCGCAGGAACACCAACGCCAUCGAAGAAGGGAGCGUCACCUACUUCUUGCCUAGCGAGCAAGUCAACUUGGACUCCUUCCGCUGCAUCACCUGCGGUAUGCCGCAUGGAACCCUCACUCAGUUACAGGCGCAUCUUGUCAACCAGCACGCCGAGUAUGACUACAUUCCACACUCCAAUGGUCGGGCUGCGGAAUUUCAGGUCUCACACCGGUACGAGUUGUACACAUUUGGCGCAGAGCCCUUUUCUCUUCGACGUCCGACCAAGGUUUUUGAUUUGGAUUCUUUUGCCGAGGGGAACAUUUCGCUCUCAACACCACAGUUCGACCGGGAGGACAAGGCUACCCUAGCUGCUCAGCCCCGGGGUCGAAGUAGACAGUCAACAGCGAGGCUGUCACACCCCCAGACACAUUCUAAACUUCUUAUCCCGGAUAUCAAGCAGACGCUGUAUGAUCCAAUCACGCGGGCUACACUGGAGCCGGGGACAGAAUACAAGAAACCAGCACCUAGCGAUCAAUGGCUUAUUCAGUGGCAUCGGGACGCUUUGGCGGAUUUCUCUGACGUUCCACCGGACGAACGAGAGUACAUGCAGGAAUGGGAUAAGUUUAUGCUUACGAAACGCAUAUCUUCAAGCAUUUACUUCCCUCGUGCUUGGUUAAAUUUCGUUCGGCUCAAAGCGGACUGGCUACUCUCGUCUCAAUCUCGCAUGAUUGAGUUUGGGAAGCAUUUCACGUACCUUUUGGCCAGAAGUAGUCUCGACCACAGCACCGUUGAAGAGGCUCUCGAGUAUAUCGCCGCCUGCAGGGCGAAGCUUGGUGUGAGGAAUGGCGAUCAUGCCCCGCCAGCACCGAAAGAGUCACCCCAGGGACCACACCUUCGAAAGAGCGCCGCUGGUUGUCAAGUGUGUGGACUUGCAGUCUUGGGUCCUAGGCUGCUGUUAUGUGCCAACUCUCAAUGCGUAAAGCGUCUUUAUCACUCGGACUGCAUCAGCGAGAACGCAAAGAUGAGCGUCGAAGACGAUGAUUGGGUCUGCAAUCAAUGUUUCGAUCGUCCGGCCGCAGAGCGAACUUAG